Molecule: messenger RNA, 602 nt
Organism: Rattus norvegicus (Norway rat)
Lineage: Eukaryota; Metazoa; Chordata; Mammalia; Rodentia; Muridae
Source: RefSeq, a predicted model, not a curated record
AUGGCCACACCCUCGGGGUUGUCUCUCAGCUUUCCUAUGAUCAUGAAUUAGCUGGAAAUUGCAGGGACAGGGACAGCCUUAAACCUGUGCUGAUCAAAGAGCAGCAGGAGACAGUCAGCAAGCACUGGGGUCGGGUCCAGCACGUACAAGAGAGAAAUGUCUUCAGAUGAGUGGUCAGCAGCUGAGGACGAAGGCCAGUUGUCCCGACUCCUCAGGAAAUCGAGAGACUCCCCCUUCGUCCCUGUGGGCAUGGCGGGCUUUGUGGCUGUGCUGUCCUAUGGUCUUUACAAGCUAAAUUCCAGAAGAGAUCAGAAGAUGUCCCUCCAUCUCAUCCACAUGCGGGUGGCUGCCCAAGGAUGUGCUGUGGGGGCCGUGACUCUGGGUGUCCUCUACUCUAUGUAUAAGGAUUACAUCAAACCUCGGUUCUUCGAUGCACCCAAAAAAUAAAGCCAGAGGCUGGACUCGAGGAAGGCCGGCGCCGUCCUUCUCGGUGCUGAUCGUCAGAAAAAGGAAUUUCUCGCUGUGUUCCGGAUCAGGCUGCAUGGUGUAACUUGCGUUGUUAAGUAGUAGCUUUCUAAAUCCACACCAUUAGCUGAAAAUUA